UCAUGUUUAUUUGGGCGGAUUAUGGUGAAUUAGUGGAACAUUGGUGUUGGUGUUUGCACUUCUUGAUGACAAAUGAUAAUGGAGAAUAAUAAAACUAUUGGCAAUUUUCCAAUUAUAAGUGAACCAAGUUCUAUCGUGAUGUCAACUGUACUUUUUAAUUCAGAUGAGAUUUUUAACACCAAUCAUCACGAAAGCAGUGCUAAUGGAAUAUUGUUCGACGAAUUUAAACCCGUUAAUCAAGCGAAAGAAGUUACUUUUGUGCGAAGCUUUGCCGAAACCGUUUGUUUAAAGCAGAUAGAAGAUAAAUCUACAGUGACUUGUAAUGUCGUUAAAGAAAGUUUAAAUCAACGUUGCUCUGACAGUUUUAAACGAUUCUCUGUUGAUAAUUUACUGCAGAAUUCUAACUACAGUCAUGACAAGCAAAGUGAAACACCGACGGAUGAUAGCAAACAAGUGAAUGCUGGAUUAUCACCGAACAAAAAGCUGAGGAGGAAUCGCACAACAUUUUCAUCAGAUCAAUUGUCAGCUCUGGAGCAGAUUUUCGAAAGGACACACUACCCCGAUGCUUUUCUAAGAGAGGAAAUUGCGAGUAAAGUUAACUUGAGUGAAGCAAGAGUACAGGUUUGGUUCCAGAAUCGCCGUGCAAAAUUUCGUCGAAAUGAGCGUAACAUUACCGUCAGCUCCCAAUCGCUGUGUACCAUAUCUCCUGCUAUACAUUUCCCGAAGCCGCCCGUACUAGUUAAACCGCAAAGCUCUGUGCAGCUAGAUUCGGCAAACUCCUAUUCGAUGAACAAACAGACGAUGUUUUCGAAUGCCCAACGAUUCGGAAGCUUUCCGUACAGUGAAAUCAUUUCACCGCAUGAUGCUAAUUCAUGUAAUUUCCAUCCAACAAAUUAUUCGUCUGCAGCAAUCGCGAAUUAUCAGUUUCCGGCAUUCAAAUAUUGAUCAACAGAUCAAUUCCAGCUCCGUGUUACUUAUAUUUAACUUUUUGCUUAAAAUAAUAUGUUUAACUUAUUCAUUUCACUUAGAACAUAAUAAUAAAAAUAAAUAAAUAAAUAAAUAAAUAAA
This is a messenger RNA of Armigeres subalbatus, 1068 nucleotides long. Its product is annotated as homeobox ARX homolog alr-1-like. The record is from RefSeq and is a predicted model, not a curated record. The transcript is spliced from 3 exons. Gene Ontology annotation, biological process: regulation of transcription by RNA polymerase II. Lineage: Eukaryota; Metazoa; Arthropoda; Insecta; Diptera; Culicidae. Gene Ontology annotation, molecular function: DNA-binding transcription factor activity, RNA polymerase II-specific; RNA polymerase II transcription regulatory region sequence-specific DNA binding. The coding region runs from base 73 to 945 and encodes 290 amino acids.